This is a messenger RNA of Aspergillus japonicus CBS 114.51, 11172 nucleotides long. RefSeq lists its product as uncharacterized. The coding region runs from base 1 to 11172 and encodes 3723 amino acids. The transcript has 19 exons. Lineage: Eukaryota; Fungi; Ascomycota; Eurotiomycetes; Eurotiales; Aspergillaceae. Gene Ontology annotation, molecular function: 3-oxoacyl-[acyl-carrier-protein] synthase activity; fatty acid synthase activity; phosphopantetheine binding. Gene Ontology annotation, biological process: secondary metabolite biosynthetic process; fatty acid biosynthetic process. The record is from RefSeq and is a predicted model, not a curated record.
AUGCUUGCAAAGACCCCUCCUCACAGGGCCAACGAGCCUAUCGCCGUUAUCGGAAGUGGUUGCCGGUUCCCCGGCACUGCGAACUCACCAUCCAAUCUCUGGGAACUCCUGCGCCAGCCACGAGACCUGCUUCGUGAGAUCCCUACCGAAAGAUUUAACGCCAAGGCAUUUCAUCAUCCAGAUGCUCAGUACCAUGGCCACAGCAAUGUUCUUCAUUCCUACUUACUCGAUGAGGACGUACGACGCUUUGAUGCACAGUUUUUCAAUAUCAAGCCAGUCGAGGCGCAAGCCAUGGACCCGCAGCAGCGCCUUCUGCUGGAAACGGUGUACGAAGGCCUCGAAGCUGCAGGGCUGACGAUUGAAGGGCUUCGAGGCUCAAAAGCCAGUGUCUAUGCUGGCCUGAUGUGCAAUGACUACGAAGCCAUCCUGCUCCGAGACUUUCAACAGAUUCCGAACUACCAUGCCACAGGAGUGGCGCGCAGUAUUGUAUCCAACCGCAUCUCGUACUUCUUCGACUGGCAUGGACCCUCUCUAACAGUGGACACUGCAUGCUCUUCGACUCUAAUUGCGGUCCAUCUUGCGGUCCAAGCCCUCCGCGCCGCAGAAACAAAUGUCGCUUUCGUAUGUGGAUCGAACCUGAUACUUGGGCCGGAAAACUAUGUCGCAGAAAGUAAACUGAAGAUGUUGUCUCCCGACGGCCGGUCCCGGAUGUGGGAUCAAAACGCGAAUGGCUAUGCACGAGGGGAGGGUGUGGCGGUCGUGGUGCUCAAGACCCUCAGCGCAGCUCUGGCAGACGGUGACCAUAUAGAAUAUGGUCGUACGCAAGGCAUCACCAUGCCCAGCGCUACCGCCCAAGCAUCGCUCAUUCGAGAUACAUAUGCUAGAGCAGAGAGACUUACCGGGACGCCUCCUUCCAGUCAGGUGUUCAGCCCAUUUGUGUUCUCGGCCCAUUCAACGCAAUCCCUGGUCGGAAACCUGCGCGAGUAUUCACGCUUCUUGGAGACCAAUUCGACCAUCAGCGCGCAGGAUCUGGCAUGGACACUGCGCGCCCGGAGGUCCAGUUUCCCGGCCAAAGUCUCAUUUCCAGCUGGCUCGAUCCAAUCACUCAAGGCAAAUAUUGACGGGUGGUUGAGGACCGAGGCCCAGUCCUCGGGAGGUACUAUCGGGGAUCGUAUGAGGGUUCCUUCGAGCACCGAUCGGCCGCGACUCUUGGGUAUAUUCACAGGCCAAGGAGCCCAGUAUGCACGAAUGGGGGCAGAGCUAAUUGAGCAGUCGCCCUACGCGGCUGCAAUUCUGGACAAACUUGAAGGUCGACUUUCACAGCUACCGAUAAGCGACAGGCCGUCAUGGUCCCUGCGCCAAGAGUUGCUAGCCAAGGCAGCCAGCAGUCGAGUCCAUGAAGCAUGGAUUUCCCAGCCUCUCUGUACAGCUGUCCAAAUUCUGUUGGUGGAUCUCCUGCGUCUCGCCGGCGUGCAGUUCUCGACCGUGGUAGGGCACUCAUCCGGAGAGAUUGGUGCUGCGUACGCGGCCGGUUAUCUUUCAGCCUACGAUGCCGUCUGCAUCGCUUACUACCGUGGCCUGCACAGCAAAUUGGCGCAGGGCCCUAAAGGGAUUGAAGGAGCCAUGCUUGCAGUCGGUACCUCGUUAGAAGACGCACAAGUUUUGCUCAGCAUGGAAGAAUUUUCCGAAAGAGUGACCGUAGCUGCCUGCAAUUCCUCUUCCAGCGUCACACUCUCUGGGGAUAAAGAUGCGAUUGAGGAACUGGAAGCUAUCCUUGAAGAUGAAGGAAAGUUUCGCAGACGCCUCAAGGUAGACAAGGCGUAUCAUUCUCACCAUAUGCAAAUGUGCUCAGACGCGUACCUGCAAUCACUGCGAGACUGUAACAUUCGACCGCAGCAACCGUCAGCCGACUGCGUGUGGCUUUCAAGCGUUUAUGAUGAUCCUGCUGUCGACUUUUCAUCGACGCUGCGUGGUCCUUACUGGGAUGAGAAUAUGGUUAGUCCUGUACUGUUUUCCCAGGCAGUCAAGCGAGCGUUCGCAUCCGGACCCUACGACGCGGUGAUAGAGGUUGGCCCUCAUCCGGCGCUUAAGGGACCAGCUACCCAAACCGCCCAAGAGGUGGGCUGCGAGGAGGAAUCCAUAGGUGGGUUAUCUAACGCCCUUGGACUACUGUGGGUGCAUCUCGGAGCCUCCGCCAUCGAUAUAGAUCGGUUUGAGCGGGAGUCCAGUGGCUGGCGAGACUACCAAAUGGUCCCUAACCUUCCUUCAUACCAGUGGCAGCACGAUCGUGCAUACUGGCACGAAUCGCGAAUUUCGCGGCAGAUGCGCCAGAGACAGCAUCGGGUGCAUACAUUACUCGGGGAUCUCUGCCCCGACAGCGCUCGGCAUGGCAUGAUGUGGAGGAAUCUGCUGCGACCGACAGAAAUUGGCUGGAUUAGGGCCCAUCAGCUCCAGAGUCAAACGGUCUUCCCCGCUGCAGGGUAUGUGGCCACUGCCCUCGAGGCAGUUCGAUAUCUUGUAUCCGAGCAGGAUAUCCGACUCACCACAAUACUCGACUUCAUCAUUCACCAAGCAAUGGUGUUUGACGACGAGGACGCGGGGAUUGAAGUGCUCACCUGCCUGGACGAUGUGCGCAGUGAAGAAGAGCCAAAGCGGGAGCGCGACAGGUUGACUCUGAUGGCCAGUGGUGAGGUCGAGAUCCUUUUGGGCGAACCCUCACCCGAUAUUCUUCCCUCUCGAGGACCAUCAGAGCCCAACAUGAUUGAGGUGGAGACCGAUCGAUUCUACCAUGCCCUGGAGGACCUCGGAUAUGGCUAUCAGGGACCAUUCCGAGCCCUAUCAGCAUUGAAGCGGAAAUUGGGGCGAGCCACGGGCCUUGUGGCAAGGAUGCCCACAGAUCCAACCGAGGCAGGGUUCAUGUCGCUCUGGUCCUUGCAUGUCCCUACUCGGAUUCGAUCGGUCGAUGAUCUGCCUUUUGAAUCCUCGCUGGCUGUCCCCUUUGCCAGCGCCACGGAGGCGGAUGAUAGGAACAUUUUCUCCGUCAUGCGGUGGAGCAGUGCUGAGGCGGCUGCAGACCAGAUUGUCGCCGGAUCACGCGCAACUGAGGAGGACUAUGAGCUGGCGCAUGUGCUCGAGCGCGUUUCAUCGUUCUAUCUUCGUCGGCUGGACGAGGACUUUGGCCCCGACCAUCCGGGACGAAGGGAACUGCCAUACAGUGCAUACUUCAACUACGCCGCUCAUGUGAACCAGUUGGUCUCAAGUGGCCAGCACCCAUAUGCAAAGGCCCAGUGGGUUGAUGAUAGCUUGGAGGAUAUCAUGGGCGCCAGUAAACAGUUUGCCGAUUGUCCUGAUAUCCGGAUCAUGCACACGAUCGGCCAGCAGAUGCCGCAAGUGAUCCAGGGGCAGACCACGAUUCUGGAACAUUUGGUGCCCACGGGCCUGCUGGACGAGUACUAUGUCAGAGCACUUGGGUUUCCUCAAUUCUCGCUCUGGCUGGCUCGACCGGUCAAUCAGAUUGUCCAACGGUAUCCUGCAAUGGACAUUCUCGAGAUAGGAGCCGGCACCGGGGGUGCAACGAAGAGCAUCUUCCGGCAUGUACAGGGCGAUUUUGCGUCCUACACCUUCACCGAUAUUUCCAACGGGUUCUUCGACCGGGCCCGAACCGUGUUCGCGGACCAUGCGGAUCGCAUGGAGUUCAAAGCACUGGAUAUUGAGAGGCCUGUGAAGGAGCAGGGCUUUUUUCACCACUCAUAUGACCUCAUCGUUGCUUCCUUUGUGAUCCAUGCGACUCGCAAGCUUGAGGACACGAUGCGCCAUGUUCGGAGCCUGCUCAAGCCCGGAGGAUUUGUGGUGAUGGCCGAGGUGACCAACAACGACCAGAUUCGGGGUGGAUUCAUAUUCGGGGCCCUGCCUGGGUGGUGGGUGGGCAUCGAUGAAGGUCGUGUGCUCACUCCAUGUGUAUCGCCUGCCAAAUGGGACCGAAUUCUGCGGAAGACAGGCUUCUCUGGCAUCGAUAUGAUUACGCCCGAUGAUGACAGGUUUCCAUACCCCGGAUCCGUGUUCAUCUCACAAGCGAUAGAUGACCGGGUCCAGUAUCUUCGCCAUCCCUUGUCCCCACCAAGAACAGUCUUCAACAACGGCGGGCGUGUCCUGCACGACCUCCAUAUCAUCGGAGGGGUGACCCUUCGCGUCAGUCAGCUUGCAGGUCAUCUGCAAACUCUGCUUUGCCCGUUCUGUGACACGAUCGUGACCUGGGAAGAUCUGGAACACAUCGACUACCAUAAAAUCACGACCCAGUCCACAGUUCUAGUGCUGACGGAGCUUGACCAGCCCGUGUUCCAAGACCUGACCGCAGAGCGCUUUCAAAGCUUGAAGCAGAUGUUCGGGUCUGAGAAGACCAUAGUAUGGGUAACGCAAGGGCGCCAAGCGGACAAUCCUUUUGCCAAUAUGACCGUCGGCUUUGGUCGGUCUCUCCUAUGGGAAGUUCCUGAUCUUCGAUUACAGUUCAUCGAUCUCGAGGACCUCCGGGCUGUUCAACCGAGAAUGCUAGCAGAGGCCACUCUUCGGUUUCGAGCGACUGCGCUGUGGAGCAAAGAAUGCAACAGGCAGCUGAUGUGGUCCACGGAGCCAGAAAUUGUCAUCGAUGCUGGGGGUCGCCAAUUGAUUCCUCGUCUGCAUCUCUUGAAGGAUGCCAAUGAUCGUUACAACGCCGGCCGACGCUCCAUCCUCCGGAAAUACUCCGAUAGCAUUGCUGUUGCAAUAGCCCAGGGAAGUGAUGGUUCCCAUCAUCUCAGAAAAGAUCAACGAGUGUACUCAGCUACAUCUGAUGCUGUUCAGGACUCAAUCCAUUUAAGACUCAAAUACUCCACGCUACACCGCAUGCAGACGCCGGUUGGCUACCAAUCGGUCAUUUUGGGCGUCGAUGCCAGCCGCGAUAAAGAUGCACAACAAUAUAUAGCUCUAGUAGAGCAUCCCAGCUCCACCUUGGACGUUGUGACUCAGUCAGCGUUCAUUUGCGCGCUGGAGCCCGGAACAGCGAUACCGACAUUAAUUGCCAUGGUUGCCGUGAAUCUGUUCUUCGCGUCCAUCGUUCAACAGAUCCUCCCUGGGCAAAACGUGACAAUCCACAAUGCAAGUCCACUACAAGCCCACAUUCUCUCGCGACGGGCCAAGGAGGUUGGCGCACAGGUUGUUUAUACCACCUCUUUCCAAGAGGACCCGAUCCACACUUCCUUCCCCGCCGUCCAAAUUCAGCCACACAUGCCACGACGCAGCAUCAAGUCAUUGCUUCCUAAUAAUAUCGCAUGCUUUAUUGACCUGUCCUCUGAGGCUACCCCGGCCGGGGGAGACUUUAUUCUCGACUGUCUCCCAUCCAGCUGUCGUCGACUCAGUUUCCUCUCAGACCAGCGACGAGGAUCAGGAGGCCCUCCGCUGGUGUACGCUAGCCACAGCAUCCAGGACGUUCUGGGGGCGGCCAUUAGUUCUGCUCACAGGGAUAUGCAAGAGAUCAAAGCCCGUGCAGAUGUCCCUGUGGUCAGCCUCGCUAACAUCGGAAGGGGGGACGAAUGCCCUCCCGCCAGCAUGCCCGUGGUCGACUGGACUGAUUCUGCUUCUCUCCUGUUACAGGUGUUUCCGGUAGACUCCAGCGAUCUGUUCCGGAGUGACAGGACCUAUUGGCUUGUGGGACUGACUGGUAGCCUCGGACUGUCACUCUGUGACUGGAUGAUUGGCCACGGAGCUAGAUAUAUUGUCCUGACUAGUCGACGGCCCGAUAUCGAUUCGAGAUGGUUGGAGAUCACACGGAGCCGAGGCGCUCUCGUGAGGGUUUUUGCCAGUGACAUGACAGUCGAAGAAAAUGUCAGAUCGGUAUAUGAGGAGAUCUGCGCCACGCUGCCGCCCAUUGCCGGCGUGGCACAGGGGGCCAUGGUGUUACGAGAUGGCCCCACCAGGGACAUGAGUUACGAAGACAUGAUGCAGGCUCUGCGGCCCAAGGUGCAGAGUAGCAUCCACCUAGACCGUCUAUUCUCGAACUAUCCACUCGACUUCUUUAUCUUCUUCUCCUCUAUGACCGCGGUGAUUGGGAAUAUGGGCCAGGCUAACUAUACCGCGGCCAACGCAUUCAUGUGCGCCCUGGCAGCACAGCGACGCAAACGUGGCCUGUAUGCAUCGGUCGUGAACAUCGGGGUCAUCAUUGGGGCCGGCUAUGUCACCCGUGAAGUCAGCCAGGCUGAUCAGAAGAACCUCCGUAAGGGAGGGUACAUGUGGAUGUCAGAGACAGACUUCCAUCAGAUGUUUGCCGAGGCCAUCGAGGCCGGUAGGUCCACCACGCUCUCAGAGCCAGAAAUCUCCACGGGUCUCCGUCAAGUCCCAGCAGAUGCGCCCUAUUUACCGAUCUGGUCUGAGAAUCCGAAGUUCUCCAGAUUCAUUCUCCGGGCAUCAGGAGAAGACUCCCAACGAGACGCAGCAAAGGCCGGGGGGAUCUCCAUCAAAGAUCGACUCCAGCUUGCCUGCACUCUUGAAGAUGCUCGGAAUAUUAUAGCAGAUACCUUCGCGGCCAAAUUGCGGUUGACCCUGCAGAUUGAAGACGACACAGGAGACCUGAUGAGUCGUCGGACGGACGAGCUGGGGCUGGAUUCCUUGAUAGCCGUCGAUAUCCGUUCAUGGUUCCUCAAGUCGUAUCAGGUCAAUGUCCCGGUUUUGAAGAUCCUGGGCGGAGCGUCCAUCGCGGAGCUGGUGGAGCAAGCAUUGCUUGACCUGCCAGCCGAAUUGAUCCCGAAUCUCGGACAGCAGACAGAGAGUAAUACGCGGGAGGGCCAGAAAGAGGAGCUGCCUUCGAGUCCGGUCCCUGGGGAGAUCCCUGGCGAGGAUUCACCGGCUCCAGUAUCAUAUUCAGAUUCUGUCGAUCACCUUUCCCAAGCAGAAUCCAGUUCGCCAGAAGAGGCGAUCCAACGAUCAGGUCGGUUAUCCUCCACCCAGUCUAUGUUCUGGUUUGUGCAUGCGUUGAUGGAGGAUAAGACGACACUGAAUCACACGGCGAUGUUCCGAUUGAGUGGGCCUCUGGAUGUCGACCGACUGCGCGAGGCUGUCACGGCCGUGGGUCAACGCCAUGAGGCACUACGAACAUGUUUGGUGAUAGAUGCCAGACAGCACAUCACCCAGGCAGUCCUGGAGACGUCUGUCUUGCGGUUGGAGCUCAGACAGAUCUACGCGGAUGACGAAGUCAUGGCCGAGUACGAGGCGCUGAAGCAGCACGUGUACGACCUCACGUCCGGAGAGACCAUGCGUAUUGUGCUGCUGUCGGGCUCGCCGGGGCACUAUCACCUCUUGAUCGGAUGCCAUCAUAUCAACGUUGACGGCAUAAGUUAUCAGGUACUCAUGGCCGACUUGGAAUGCGCGUACAAGGGGGAACCUCGGGACACGCCAGUGCUUCAGUAUCUUGACUAUGCUGACCGGCAACGCGAAGAGCACGAGCAAGGUGCAUGGGAUCAGGAAAUUGCUUUCUGGGAGCGUGAGCUGGGACCGAUCCCCAGCCCGUUACCCCCCGGCCGUCAUCUUCUUGCCCAUCGGCAGCCACUGCACGACUAUGGAGUCCAUUCCGUGAAAUUGAGGAUCGGCACUGCUCUUGCGAACCGGAUUCGUGAAGUGGUGCGAACGUGCAAGGCGACCGCGUUCCACUUUUACCUGGCGGCUUUCCGGAUUCUGCUGCAUCGCUACCUGAAUGCUCAAGAUGUAUGCAUUGGGAUUGCUGACGGGAAUCGGAGUGGCACUGGGAUGUUGGAUAGCAUCGGCCCAUAUGUGAAUCUGCUUCCCUUGCGGUUUGUGGCGCGGGAUGGGCAAUCCUUCCAGGAUGCCCUAGUCGAGCUGCCUUUCGAAGUCCUACUGAACGAUCCGCUCUUUCAGGCCUUCGUGGACUACCGGCAAGGGACUCGGGAGAGACAGCUGUUCGGGGACCUGCAACUGGAGAUGCUUCAUUUUGAGCCCGGACGAACUUCCUAUGAUAUCAACGCGUUGGUCGUCGUCAUGGCUCAACGGAAUUUGUACUCGCUAGGCGACGCAGAGGAAUACUCGUCCAUUCCGAAGGCGAGUAAGAUCCCGAAGAGACUUAUCCAAUACCGUAUUCCCACUAACUCGCAGCAUGAAGGCCCGGUGUUUCAACCACAGUGGUCCAGGACACUCAUUCACCAAUUCGAAACGCAGAGACAUUUGCACAAAACAGCCCUUCACAUCGCCAACGCUUCGUCUUGGUCAUAUGAGGAGUUAGGGCAACGCGUGGACCGCAUCGCGCGGGAGCUGAUCAGCUGCGGGGCACAACCAGGUGACAACGUUGCGGUAUUGCAGGACCGCACUGCAGAUUCCAUUGCGUCCAUGCUCGCCACGAUGAAAAUCGGCGCGGUGUAUGUUCCAUUAGACCCUAACGUUUCCUUAGCCCGACUGGCCAAGAUUGUCCGUGAUUGCGACCCGGUGGCUUUGCUGGCCGAUAGCAAAACCGUGGCUGAAGGGGGAAGCCUCGCACAACCAUCAGCAGCAGUGAUAAUCAAUGUGUCAGAGUUAGCUGCCUAUUCUAGCGGGAGUUCCUUAACGAACAACGCGGAGCCGGACGCUACAGCGCUGAUUUUAUAUACCAGUGGCACCACAGGCACCCCCAAGGGCGUCGCUCUACAGCACUCCAGUUUCUGCCACGAAGUGGAGGUCUCAGUGUCCACCUACAGCCUGACUCAAGACGAUCAUAUCUUGCAGCAAAGCGCCGUCAGUUUCGACAUGUCUGUUCUACAGGUAUUUCUAGCACUGGCGCAGGGUGUCACAUUAUGCAUGACUUCGGCGGCAAUGCGGGCGGAUCCAUCUGCUAUCAGUGCCUUCAUUGCAGAGGCCGGGGUGACAUUCACCUGUGCUACCCCGUCCGAGUACCAAAGUUGGCUACAAUCUGGUCACCGGCGUGAGAGCCUGCGACUGUCUGCCUGGCGCACAGCUCUCACGGGAGGAGAGCCAGCCACCACGGCCUUACUUCAUAGCUUCCGCGACCUGGGAAGACCUAGGCUUCGUUUGUAUAACGGGUAUGGACCAACAGGGACAACGUGUUGCUCCACCAAAAUGGAGCUGUCGUACCAAAAUGCGUCUCUAUAUGCCGAGUGUGUUCCAGCAGGGCGCCCCUCUGUGAAUGAAGCGAUCUACAUCGUCGACCAAGCAAUGCGGCUACAACCUGUCGGGCAGCCCGGAGAGAUUCUCAUCGGGGGAGUGGGCGUCGCGUCAGGAUAUGUCAACAAUGAGGAGUUGACCACAAGAGGCUUCGUAGCGGACGUCUUCGCAAGUCCCAAAGACCGACAGCAAGGCUGGACAACAAUGUAUCGGACCAAGGAUUACGGACAUCUCCGCCCGGACGGCUCACUCAUCAUCGAAGGUCGCGUAGACGCAGACACGGAGAUCAAGCUCCAUGGAGUGAGAACUGACCUGAUGGAUAUUGAGAGGUCGAUAUUGCAGGCUGCUGAGGGGACUCUUUGCAAUGUUGCUAUCUCGGUUCGCUCGGCCGCGGAGAAGACGUUUCUGGUUGCGCAUUGUGCCUUCUCACCCACAGGAUAUCAAUCAACAGCAGAGCAAGAACAGUUCCUGCAAGCUCUACUGCCUCAGUUGCCGCUCCCGCAAGGCAUGUGUCCUUCCGCAAUGGUCGCAAUAGACCAGAUGCCGUUGACCAGCGCAGGGAAGCUUGACCGCCGUGCGCUGUCUCACCUCUCCCUUCCAGCAUCAGCCGAGUCCAGGCAUGAAGCUACGGCUAUCAGCACGCUGUCCGACGCGGAGACAGAAAUGAAAGGUCUCUGGGAAGAGGUGAUUCCUGAGGAGCUCUGGAGCCAUCAUCGGGUCGACAGCCAAACGGACUUCUUCCAUGUUGGCGGGAGCUCGAUGCUCCUGGUCGAUUUGCAGGCUCGAAUCAGCAAUCGCAUUGGUACCUCGAUCCCUCUUAUCCGGCUUUUCGAAUCCAGCACGCUGAAAGGCAUGGCAUUGCUCAUCGCCAGGACGGCACCGGGAGAUACGACCGUCGGCGUCCUCGACUGGAAGACGGAGACCAGUCUCACUCCCGACCUUGCACGCAUCGUUGGGCCUCUCUUGCCCUCGACACCCCUGCCGCGAUGUCCACCGAGGGUGAUUGCUCUGACCGGAGCAUCUGGGUUUUUGGGACAACACUUGCUGCGACACCUCCUUGCCCAGCAGCAGCCCGUCGUUGACCAGGUAAUUUGUAUUGCAGUACGUCAAUUAGCCGAUCGAGCUCAUCUCUUUGCCGGAUUGGACCGGCAGCGGGUCGUGUGCUACGAAGGAGACUUAGCGGCGCCUCGACUGGGGCUGAAGGAAGACGACGCCCAGCGGAUCUUUGGCACGGCGGACGCGGUGAUUCAUAAUGGAGCGGAUGUAUUCCAUCUCAAGAACUACCAUACUCUCAAGGGUGCAAACGUGCAAUCGACUCAGGAGCUCGUUCGGCUGUGUCUUCCCCGGGGUAUUCCCCUCCACUACAUUUCCACCGCCGGCGUGGCCAUGUUCACCACGCGCGAGGUUUUCGCCGAAGUCUCCGCUGGCGAUGCGCAACCUCCUUCUGACGGUUCUGACGGCUACACGGCUACCAAAUGGGUGAGCGAGCUGUACCUCGAGCAGGCCAGUCAGACGUUUCAGCUGCCGGUCUGGAUUCAUAGGCCAUCCAGUGUCGUCCGUCAAGAGCGCGCGGGGGCAGCAGAAGCCAUUGACCAAAACCAAGACAACCUGGACGCAAGACCCAUGUUCGAUCUGCUCCAAAGCCUCCUCCGUUAUUCCUGGCACCUAAGGGCCGUGCCCGUCUCCACCAACCUGAAAGGCUCCUUGGACCUGGUCUCGGUGCAGAAUGUGGCGCGCGGAGUGGUGAAAGCGGUGGUAGCCCAAUCGAUCGACCAGCGUAGAGUGGCGUACAGUCAUCUGACCGGGGAUUUCGAUCUACCGAUUGAUGGAUUGAAGGAGUAUCUUGAGGGGGAAACGGGAGAGGCGUUUGCGAUGCUACCGAUUCGCGAGUGGGCGCGUCGAGCGGAGGGGGCGGGACUUCAUCGCACCGUGGCCACGGUCUUCAGCCAGGUGGAUGAACUGGCAAUGCCGCUGCAGUUCCCACGAUUUGCGCACAAAAACGGGUGGAAAUGGAUGCAUGGAGGUGAAUUAAGGUGGUGA